This is a messenger RNA of Plectropomus leopardus (leopard coralgrouper), 380 nucleotides long. The record is from RefSeq and is a predicted model, not a curated record. NCBI's taxonomy places the organism in Eukaryota, Metazoa, Chordata, Actinopteri, Perciformes, Serranidae.
CCACUGUCACAUAAGAGAGACGUUUCCACAUAUGUCAAAUGUGACUUUAUAUAUUUUAGUAUAUUCUGCUGCAUCGGACACAGUUUGACGCGCCAAUUUGUCGCUGUCUCGUGGAGCUCAUUUAUUACAAAUAAUGUCCGAGUCCAUCAAAAACGUCGCGAUAUUUGGAGCCACGGGAAUGACCGGGCUGGCGACCCUGCCGCAAGCGGUGGCUGCAGGAUACAAUGUGACUGUGCUGGUGCGGGACCCUGCCAAACUGCCUGCUGACCACAAGGCAUCCAGAGUGGUGGUGGGAGACGUACUUAAUAAAGGGGAUGUGAAGAAGACCAUGGAAGGCCAGGAUGCGGUUAUCAUCAUUCUGGGCACCAGGAACGACCUCA